Molecule: messenger RNA, 3244 nt
Organism: Oncorhynchus nerka (sockeye salmon)
Lineage: Eukaryota; Metazoa; Chordata; Actinopteri; Salmoniformes; Salmonidae
Gene: smpdl3a
Product: sphingomyelin phosphodiesterase acid like 3A
Exons: 5
Molecular function (GO): phosphoric diester hydrolase activity
Source: RefSeq, a predicted model, not a curated record
AUGGGGGAGCUGUCCACAGACGUGUUGAUCCAAGUCAUCAGCAACAUGACUCAAACCAUCAGGGAGUUCCUCCUAGACAUGCCGGUGUACCCCGCCCUCGGGAACCACGACUACUGUCCCCAGGUUGUCAUUGCUCAUGUUCCAGUGGGUUACUUGCCCUAUGCCAGGAACACCAAGGCCGUCAGAGAACUCUACAGUGAGAGACUUGUGAAGAUAAUUCGCAACUACAGGGAGAUCAUCUCAGGGCAUUUUUAUGGCCACACUCACAGAGACAGCAUAAUGUUCUUGCAGGAUCAGCAAGGGGAGCCGGUUAGUUCCCUGUUUGUCACACCGGCUGUUACUCCAAUCAAAAAGGCAGAAGAGCCGUACUCCAACAAUAGAGCCUUCCACAUGUAGCAUUAUGACCCAUAGGACUACGGGCUGCUGGAUAUUUGGCAGUACUACUUGAAUCUCAUCGAAGCAAACCAAGAAAUAAGAUCUGACUGGAAACUUGAAUACGUAAUCACUGAACCACUUGGAUGAAAGGAUAUUCAACCACACAGCUUGUUUCAACUUGCCCUGAGUUUUGAGUUGGGGCAAAGUGAAACGUUUCAGAAGUAUUUUUGCCAUUUUAUGGUGAGCUAUGAUGAUACCAUUGUGUGUGAUGGGGCCUGCAAGCUGACUCAGGUCUUUGCGGUGCAGUCCUUGGACUAUACCUCCUAUAUCAAAGAUAUUGAAAAGGGACACUAAAACAGGGAUAUUUUUAUUGUGAACUACUGUAAUGUAAAAACUCAGGGAUUUUAUUAAUGCUGUACAGAUAUUUCAUAUUUUUUUACCAUUAUUUAACUAGGCAAGUCAGUUAAGAACAAAUUCUUAUUUUUAAUGACAGCCUUGAGUCAGUGGGUUAACUGCCUGUUCAGGGGAAGAACAACAGAUUUGUACCUUGUCAGCUCAGGGGUUUGAACUUGCACUCUUCCAGUUACUAGUCCAACAGCUCUAACCAGUAGGCUACCCUGCCGCCCCAAUAUGUUUUCACAUGACCAUGAAAUAUAAAUGUAUAAUGUAAUACUUUCAAUUUAAUGGUGAAAAUUUAAGCAUCUCUGAGGUCGAAAUAAGGACACGAUACCAGAUGAGAAUGUUGAUGAUUAUAUAAUCGCAAAAGGCCAAAUAUUGUGUCCAACUUUUUUUGGACAUGUUGAAAUCAAAGAGAAAUCAAUCGCUAACUGCUAAGUACACUGUAUGGUUAUUGCUUUUAAAAUGUCUGACAGUUAUUGAAUAAACUGUAAACUGUGAAUUGCUUUGCUUGCAGUAUAAAGCAAAUGGCCUCUAAGUGGUACUGUUGCACAAAAGGGGAGGGCAUUCAUGAGAAAAACAUUUUAAAAAAUUAAAAAAUCAAUGCACUUGUUUUAUUUCCCCAAAAUUAAAGAUGGCACGACAAUUUUCUCAGCAUUUUGUAAGUUGUGAUAUUUUUUUCUCUGAGACACCAUCAGUUUCUCAUGUGCAGAGAUCAAACUCUCUGGAUCAAAGUGGCCCUAGUUUGGAGAUUGUUUUCCCAGCUGUCAUGCUACAGUUAUCCUCUUCACCUGCUCCCCAGUCCCCUCUAUAGCUGUACUGUGAGAGAGGUUAACUCAUGACCUCGCUGGAGAAAAUGAAAAGCUAGCAAAUGCCACACUAGACCAAACUGCUCUGCGGGGGCGGGGGGAUCAGACAGCCCCAACCCUAUUCAACCCUCUCCUCCUCUCCCCUUGUUCCCCACUUCUCUCCCCCUCUCCCCACAGUCCAGAAGGACUAUCUGCCCUUGCCUUUUGGAUUUGGGGACGAAAUCUUUUCACUCAUAUGCCCUCAACUGGGUUUAACAUUAGCAUUCAGGGGCUGAGAGAGUCUGGGAGAGUCACAAUGCCUGGUGGAAGGGACUGUGGAAAUGAGGUUAGUGGUUGGCAUGGUGAUAAAGACGACUCCGGGGUAACUGCAGCAGAACUCUGGCAGGCCUCACUAAUGACUCUGUGAUGCACUAAUAAGCGUGAAUCACUGGACUGCCAGUCAGAUGGGCUGGUUCCCCUCAAAGGACCAGCCACUGAUGGAGCGAGCGAGAGAGAGAUGGGUCAAUAUUUGCCCUGUCGAUGUGACUCUGUUUGAGACUAGAAUGGGUCUCUUGCUCUUCAGUCUUCACUACCCGCAAGCCUCCCUGAGUUGUCCUGGGUUCAGGCCAGGCUUUAAACAACAGUAUAAAUCUAGCAGGAGACUGUGAUCCUCCUGCAGUGGGAAGAAAAAGUGAAUGCCUGGAUUGGCCUCCUCCACACCACUUCUUAUACAUGGCCUUCAGAAAGUAUUCACCCCACUUGAUCUUUUCAACAUUUUGUUGUUACAAUGUGGGAUUAAAAUUGAUUAAAAAAAAAUAAUUGUCAAUGAACUACACAAAAUACUCCAAUGUCAAAGUGGAAGAAAAAUUCUAACAUUUGUAAAAAACAAAACAAUUGUUUUGUUUUUUAAACCUAUCUUGAUUACGUAGGUAUUCAACCCCCUAUGUCAAUACAUGUCAGUAACACGUUUGGCAGCAAUUACAGCUGUGAGUCUUUUGGGGUAAGUCUCUUAAAAGCAUUCCACACCUGGAUUGUGCAACAUUUGCCCAUUAUUCUUUAAAAAAAAAUUCAAGCUCUGUCAAGUUGGUUGUUGAUAAUUGCUAAACAGCCAUUUUCAAGUCUUGGCAAACGUUUUUCAAGACGAUUUAAGUCAAAACUGUAACUAGGCCACUCAGAAAUAUUUCAUGUCGACUUGGUAAUCAACUUCAGUGUAUGUUUGGCCUUGUGUUUUAGGUUGUUGUCCUGCUGAAAGGUGAAUUUGUCUCCCAGUGUCUGUUGGAAAGCAGACAGAACCAGGUUUUCCCCUAGGAUUUUGCCUGUGCUUAGCUCUAUUCCAUAAAUUGUUUCCCCUAACAAACUCCCUAGUCCUUGCUGAUGACAAGAAUACCCACUCUAUCAAUUGGGUUAGUAUUGUGGAGUAACUACAAUGCUGUUGAUCCAUCCUCAGUUUUCUCCUAUCACAGCCAUUCAACUCUGUAACUGUUUUAAAGUCACCAUUGGGCUCAUGGUGAAAUCCCUGAGCGGUUCCUUCCUCUCCAACAACUGAGUUAGGAAGGACGCCUGUAUCUUUUUAAGUGACUGGGUGUAUUGAUACACCAUCCAAAGUGUAAUUAAUAACUUCACCAUGCUCCAUGAUAUUCAAUGUCUGCUUUUUAUUUUUACCCAUCUACCUAUUGGUUCUCUUC